AUGGCGUUCCCGGACCCGAACGAGGACGAGCUCCAGACCAGCGCCCACCGGUCCCGCGCACACAAUCGCAAUCGCUCCAGCGUGGAUGGAACCAAAUAUCGAGAUGGCCAGUGGUCGUCGGAAAACAACCAGAUCCUCCUCGGACCAUACGACUAUAUGCUCCAGCACCCCGGCAAGGAUAUUCGGCGCCAGUUCAUCAAUGCCUUCAAUGUCUGGUUGAAGGUCCCUCCGGAGAGCCUGACCAUCAUCACCAAGGUGGUGGCCAUGCUUCACACGGCUUCACUGCUGAUCGACGAUGUCGAGGAUAACUCGGUUCUUCGGCGCGGAAUCCCAGUCGCCCAUAACAUCUACGGCACAGCGCAGACCAUCAACUCAGCCAACUAUGUGUACUUCCUCGCCCUCCAGGAAGUCCAAAAGCUAAAUAACCCGACGGCGAUCGACAUCUAUGUGCAGGAGUUACUGAACCUGCACCGCGGUCAAGGCAUGGACCUUUUCUGGCGGGAUACGCUCACCUGCCCCAGCGAGGAGGAGUACCUGGAGAUGGUGGGGAACAAAACCGGAGGACUGUUCCGGCUCGCCGUCAAGCUGAUGCAGGCCGAAAGCGGCACGGACAAGGACUGCGUGAGCCUGGUCAACGUGAUGGGGUUGAUCUUCCAGAUCUGCGACGAUUACCUGAACCUGUCCAGCACCACCUACACGAAGAACAAGGGCCUCUGCGAAGACCUCACGGAGGGCAAGUUCUCGUUCCCCAUCAUCCACAGCAUCCGCUCCAACCCCGGCAAUCACCAGCUCAUCAGCAUCCUCAAGCAGAAGACCAAGGACGAGGAGGUCAAGCUGUACGCCGUCAGUCACAUGGAAAGCACCGGCAGCUUUGCGCACACGCAGGGCGUCGUCCGCGAACUGCGAGAGAAGGCGCUGGCGCUGAUCGACGAAAUUGACGGCGAGCAGCCCGAUGGCCGCGACGAGGGCGCUAUGGUCCGGGCCAUCCUUAACAAGAUCACCGAAUCGACUCUGGGAGAGCGAUAG
Molecule: messenger RNA, 1026 nt
Organism: Aspergillus heteromorphus CBS 117.55
Lineage: Eukaryota; Fungi; Ascomycota; Eurotiomycetes; Eurotiales; Aspergillaceae
Product: FPP/GGPP synthase family protein
Exons: 2
Coding region: 1-1026 (341 amino acids)
Biological process (GO): isoprenoid biosynthetic process
Molecular function (GO): prenyltransferase activity
Source: RefSeq, a predicted model, not a curated record